CCCACGUAAAAUUGGGCAUUUAGUUUGCACGGCUGAUAGAUUCCCCCUCCUUUCGAUCUUGCCCAUGUGAAGAGCUGUAUAAAAUAUGAAUGAAUUGUAGUAACAUUCGUGAUGUUUCUGUUUACAGCUCUGAAUCUUGCCGAAUUAUUUCUUGGUCCUAAUCGCCAUUGUGAUCAUUGGAGUAGUCGUAUGAUCAUAUAUAUUCCUAUAAAUCCUGUGCAAAACUAGCUGUGACUUGGUUGGGAAUUGGAGUUGGAGUUGGAGAGAUAAGAAUAGAGUUUGAAACAGAUUAGAAUGGGUGUGGAUGAUGAGGAAUGCGAUACAGAACUGGGUCUUGGAAUGAGAAUUCGCCCUUCAACUCCUGUACAGCUGGAUCUGCUGCCUUUGGCUCCAGCACGUCUUGAUUCGUCUUCUCUCUCUGUAUUUCCAUGUGGGAAGAAUUCAGCAGAUCGAGCUUCGGCGAUUCCAAGGAAAAAUUUCAUCGAUGUGAAUGGAUUGGCUCCUGCUCUCUGUUAUUCUAAGCAGCAUGGCGAUACCCACAAUGAUAAUAUGGGUCCCUUCUAUAAGACCACCAUGUCGUCUUUCCAUGUGGAUCAUGACAACGUUGUUGAUCAGGAAAGCAGCUAUGGAGUGGGCAUAAAACGUGAGCGAGAUAGCGUUACAGGAGAUUUUGAGGGCGAUAAGGCUUAUUGUAGGGUAAGUGAUGAAGAAGAGGAGGGCAGUGGUACAAGGAAGAAGCUGAGAUUGUCAAAACAGCAAUCUGCUACUUUAGAAGAAACAUUCAAAGAAAACAGCACUCUCAACCCAAAGCAAAAGGAAGCCUUGGCCAAACAUCUCAAUCUAAGUCCUCGACAAGUUGAAGUUUGGUUCCAAAAUAGGAGGGCAAGAACCAAGUUUAAGCAAACAGAAGUGGACUGUGAACUCCUAAGGAGGUGUUAUGAAUCGUUAACAGAGGAAAAUAGAAGGCUGCAGGAAGAGUUAAUAGAACUGAGAUCUCUAAAACUUGCAUCAACGUCGUCUCCACUGUACAUGCAAAUGCAGUCACCUUCAGCAAAUCUAACAGUGUGCCCUUCCUGUCAAAGAGUCAUGAAAUCUGAUAACAUUAAGCCCUUUACUUCUCUGCAAAAAUCACACUUCUAUCCUUCCUAUACUCAUUCUUCUGUGGCUUGCUGAUUAUAUGUACAUUAACCAUAUUGGGUUUCUUUCGCUUAACUCUGCCUGGCCACCUCUGAGUUUAUUGAGCAGCUGGUGCGACUGUAAUAUACUUCGUGGUUAGGUGUUCAUAAUAUUUUAAAAUUGGUCCAAAGGUACAGUUAUACUCCAUAUAGAAGUAGGACGAAGACCCUUCUCUUUUCUAAGGUUGUCCUCAUAGGAAAUCCUCUUCUCAUAUUGUUCUAGUGAAAGAAAGGAAAAGAGUGUUGGAAUUAUAAGUUUGAUUGUAGAAGCAUAAAGACCUAUCUACAAAGUUUUCAGAUGUCUUUAGAAGCUAUUGAGUUUUGUACAACCUUUUAAACAGUUCUAAUUAUAUAUUUGGUUUCAAUGUAUAAGGAACUUGCUAGAAACUUGCUAGAAAUAUAUAGAUAUUCUUGUACAUAUAUAAUUAGUUGCAGUUGUGAAUACAACAAUAGAAGAAGAUUAAUGAAGAAUUGAUUUAAUAUA
Cryptomeria japonica (Japanese cedar) is the source of this 1659-nucleotide messenger RNA. RefSeq names its product homeobox-leucine zipper protein HOX11. The transcript is spliced from 4 exons. Gene Ontology annotation, biological process: regulation of DNA-templated transcription. Bases 295 to 1173 code for a protein of 292 amino acids. The record is from RefSeq and is a predicted model, not a curated record. Gene Ontology annotation, molecular function: sequence-specific DNA binding; DNA-binding transcription factor activity, RNA polymerase II-specific. Lineage: Eukaryota; Viridiplantae; Streptophyta; Pinopsida; Cupressales; Cupressaceae.